CUCUUCAAUCUUUGUUUUGCAGGGAAGCCACUAGCCAGCCAUGGAUUUCAUCAACAGUGUAACGAACAUCAUAAUUCCUUCUAUUUCUCUAACAUUGAUGCUUUUCUUUCUCCCUCCAUAUCUCUUCUUCAAGUACCUCUUCUGCACCGUAAGACCCAUCUUCAAGGACGACAUGUUGGGAAAAGUAGUGCUCAUCACUGGAGCAUCCUCUGGGAUUGGCGAGCGAAUGGCGUAUGAGUAUGCUAGAAAAGGAGCUCGUCUGGCCCUUGUCGCGAGAAGAGAGAACCGACUCCAAUCGGUCGCCAGCAUUGCCACAUUGCUAGGCUGCAAAGAUGUCAUCACUAUUCGAGCAGAUGUUUCCAAGGUUGAAGAUUGUGAGAGGUUUGUCUAUGAAACGAUCAACUACUAUGGACGAUUGGAUCAUCUAGUUAACAAUGCUGGGGUGGCUCCAGUCUGCAUGUUUGAAGAGUCCCCUGAUAUUAAAAAGUUCACACAAGCAAUGGACAUAAACUUCUGGGGUUCAGUGUAUGCUACAUACUUUGCAAUUCCAUACCUUAAAAGGACCAGAGGAAGAAUAGUGGUGAUUUCUUCUGCUGCCUCAUGGUUACCUGUCCCAAGACUUGGUAUCUAUGGCGCUUCAAAAGCAGCAGUGACGAGUUUUUAUGAGACAUUGAGAGUUGAAAUUGGGAGAGACGUUAGAAUAACAAUUGUGACUCCGGGGUUAACCGAAUCAGAAAUGACCCUGGGCAAGUUCCUAACCGGGCGAGGCACCUUGGAACUUGGCCAAGAAUUGAGAGAUGUUGUAAUGAGCAUGACGCCGGUAAUGUCUGUCAAAGAGACUGCCAAAGCCAUUGUCGAAGGUGCAUGCCAAGGUGCCUAUUACUUGACAGUACCAGCUUGGAUAAAGCCCACAUUUCUGUGGCAUGUAUUUUUUCCUGAGGUGUUGGAGUGGUGCAAUCGCUUGCUGUUGAUGCCGGGAAUGGGGUCCACAGAUAGAGAAACUGCUAGCAAGAAGAUUGUAGAAGCAUUAGCCACAGUGAGGCACUACCUACGACCUGGGACAGUUGAUUUUCCUGAGCUGAGCAAUGAACACUGAGAUUACCCACAUU
This is a messenger RNA of Morus notabilis, 1109 nucleotides long. RefSeq names its product 11-beta-hydroxysteroid dehydrogenase 1B. Lineage: Eukaryota; Viridiplantae; Streptophyta; Magnoliopsida; Rosales; Moraceae. Bases 41 to 1096 code for a protein of 351 amino acids. The record is from RefSeq and is a predicted model, not a curated record. Gene Ontology annotation, molecular function: oxidoreductase activity. The transcript has 6 exons.